UACCAGUGGCCGAGAGAGAGAGAAACAGUUCUAGAGAGAGAAAGAGAGAGAGAGUUUAAUUUUUGAAUGUGAUUGUUAUUAGUAUAUUUGUCAUGAUCUCUUCUGUCUGCUAGUGUGUACAUUCAAACUAGACCUGCUAGUUUCUCAGAUUCUCCCUUUUCUUUUAUUUUCUUACAAUGAUUUCGACCGUUUGUGUCAGUUUCUCAAUUUUCAAACAAAAGCAGCUUCUGGGCAUUCCUCAUUCUCAGUGAGUGAGGGAGGGAUUCCUUUGCUUUUGAAGAUCAAACUGGUUUUAAUUGUUCAUUCUGGAGGCAGUACUUAAUUCUAGCUUGCACGAAGUUUGAGUCUUGAAGGAAAAGUUGUUGUUCCUCCUAGUGAGUUUCUGGAUUCAAUCGAGAGAGAAACAGCUCUGGUUUCGAUAAAGUUUGAGUCUUGAAGACAAGAGUUGUGAGUUAUUGAACUUUAGAAGCAGUUCAGGUUUCAACUGAGAGAGAAAAGGAGAGAGAAGUUGAAGAUCAAGCUAUACAGCUGGUUGUUGCUUUCUGGAGAGAUGACAAAUUCUGAUUCCUGAGGCGUAAAGAGACAGGAGUGGCUUUGAAUUGUGGAGGUCUUUGAAUGUCGAGGAAGGUCAAAUCUAAUUGAGUUAUUGCAGCUCUGGAGGCCAAUUUGAUCCGUACACAUUAGAAAUCAUGGUGGAAGAUAGAGGGAAAGAAGUUGUGGUUGAUAUUCAGUCAGUUGAAGACUGGUUAUGUCAUGCACAAGAGCUUGUUCCUGUAGCCGUUGACAAGGCCAGGGAGGUUAAGGGCUUUCCUGGUAGAUGGAAGAUGAUAAUUUCCAAGUUGGAGCAGAUCCCAUCGCGUUUAUCGGACUUGUCAAGCCACCCUUGCUUCUCCAAGAACUCUCUUUGCAAGGAGCAAUUGCAGGCUGUGUCAAAAACACUCAAAGAAGCAAUUGAAUUGGCAAUCUUAUGUAUGGGUGAGAAUUACUGUGGUAAGCUUAGGACGCAGAGUGAUCUUGAUGCUUUAUCUGGUAAACUGGAUUUGAAUUUACGAGAUUGUGGACUUCUGAUCAAGACUGGGGUGCUUGGGGAGGCUACUAUGCCUUCAGCAGCUGUGGCUGGCUCAUCAACACAACCUGAGGCUGCUAUUCGCAGCAAUACAAGGGAAUUGCUCGCCCGGCUUCAGAUUGGGCACUUGGAGGCGAAGCAUAGAGCUCUCGACACACUUGUUGAGGUCAUGAAGGAGGAUGAAAAGACUGUUUUGGCUGUUAUGGGGCGGUGCAACAUUGCUGCUUUAGUCCAGUUGUUAACAGCAACUUCUCCUUGCAUUCGAGAAAAGACUGUCACUGCAAUCUGCUCACUUGCAGAAUCUGGAAGCUGUGAGAAUUGGCUUGUUUCAGAGGGUGUUCUGCCACCUCUCAUAAGGCUUGUUGAGUCAGGCAGCACUGUGGGCAAAGAGAAGGCUACAAUUUCUCUCCAGAGAUUGUCAAUGUCAACAGAAACAGCCAGGGCAAUUGUUGGGCAUGGUGGUGUUCGACCACUGAUUGAGAUCUGUCGAACUGGUGAUUCUGUUUCACAGGCAGCAGCUGCUUGCACGUUGAAGAAUAUCUCAACUGUCCCUGAGGUUCGACAAGAUCUAGCUGAAGAAGGGAUCGUGAAGGUAAUGAUCAAUCUCCUAGAUUGCGGGAUUUUAUUGGGAUCAAAAGAAUAUGCAGCAGAAUGCUUGCAGAAUCUCACUGCCAGCAAUGACAAUCUGAAAAGAGCUGUUAUUUCAGAAGGCGGAAUUCGAAGUCUAUUGGUAUAUCUUGAUGGUCCACUACCCCAAGAAUCUGCAGUUGGGGCAUUAAGGAAUUUGGUUAGCUCAGUUUCUAAGGAAAUGCUGGUGUCUUAUUGUUUUCUACCCCGUUUGGUUCAUGUGCUCAGGUCUGGAUCACUGGGUGCCCAACAGGCUGCUGCAUCUGCAAUUUGCAGGGUUUGCACAUCAGCAGAUAUGAAAAAAUUGGUAGGUGAAGCUGGGUGCAUCCCUCUUCUUAUAAAAUUGCUCGAGGCUAAAUCAAACAGUGUUAGAGAGGUUUCUGCGCAAGCAAUUUCGAGUUUGGUAUCCCUUUCCCAGAACCGAAGAGAAGUUAAAAGGGAUGAUAAAAGUGUGCCAAAUCUAGUGCAAUUGCUUGAUCCAAGUCCACAGAACACUGCAAAGAAAUAUGCUGUAGCGUCCCUUGCAUCACUCGCUUCGAGUAAGAAACGUAAGCGGUUGAUGAUUUCAUAUGGAGCGAUUGGGUAUCUCAAGAAGCUUACUGAGAUGGACAUCCCUGGCGCUAAAAAGCUACUCGAGCGAUUAGAAAGAAGGAAAUUAAGUUUGUUCGGUAAGAAAUAGAGAGACGAAAAUCUACUUUUGUAUGACAAAUUCUCUUCCCUUUUCCUUCAUGUAUUCACCGUUUAAUUCUCUGUACGAAACAAAGUAGUCAAUGACAAGCUGGGAGCACUCAAAAGUGUGCUAAUCUAUGCGAUCGAUGUUCUAUUUAUAAAAAUACGUAAGAAACCUCUUAUGCAGUUAUGCUUCUUUUA
This is a messenger RNA of Populus euphratica (Euphrates poplar), 2563 nucleotides long. RefSeq lists its product as uncharacterized. The coding region runs from base 690 to 2372 and encodes 560 amino acids. The transcript has 3 exons. NCBI's taxonomy places the organism in Eukaryota, Viridiplantae, Streptophyta, Magnoliopsida, Malpighiales, Salicaceae. Gene Ontology annotation, molecular function: protein binding. The record is from RefSeq and is a predicted model, not a curated record.